Vitis riparia (riverbank grape) is the source of this 1643-nucleotide messenger RNA. RefSeq names its product thiamine-repressible mitochondrial transport protein THI74-like. Gene Ontology annotation, cellular component: membrane. Bases 270 to 1460 code for a protein of 396 amino acids. The transcript is spliced from 8 exons. The record is from RefSeq and is a predicted model, not a curated record. Lineage: Eukaryota; Viridiplantae; Streptophyta; Magnoliopsida; Vitales; Vitaceae. Gene Ontology annotation, biological process: regulation of peptide transport.
AUCCAUGUGGAUGUACUAUGAAAUCUAGAAUGGUCACAAACCCAGCGUCUGUUCAACUUUGUUGAACGAGGGUACCUGUCACUCUCCCAGGACUCCCAGCACAGGGGCUAAGCUUAGCUAUUCAGGUCCCAACGAUAUGGAUAUUUUAGCUGCAGCCAAGGGGAGGAGAGCUGUCUGCCAACAUGGAGGUUUUGCAGGAAUUUUUUGAUACCCAUUUCAUAUUUUGAGCUUUCGUUUCUGUUUCUAGGGUUUGUGUGCUGCUGUCGACGAUGGGUUGGAAGUACAAAGCUGGGUUGGGCUUGAUUGGAACUGUUGUUUUCAUAUGGGUCGCUUCUGCAGAGAUUACUCAGAGAAUCUUCUCAGAGUAUAAACAGCCAUUUGCACUUACUUAUCUUGGGGUGUCACUUAUGGUGGUAUAUCUACCUAUAGCAGUUCUUAAAGACUGGAUCUGCCGCAGACUGGACAUAAAUUCAUUUAAGAACCUUUGCAAUGGCAGCACCAUUGCCAAGUCUUCAGCUGGUUUAGCUAUUCCUCUUAGAAUAAAUGAAAUAUGCCCUAGUUCAGAAACAGAUACGGAAAGCAGUUUAAAUACAGACAUGGACCUUAGUGAAAAUGAAGAUGGUUGGUUGAUCAUCACAAACAUGGAGGAUGAGGUUGGCUUACUUGAAAAGAACCAUGAACUCAGCUCAUGGGAAAUUGCCAAGUGUGGUUUUUAUCUUGCUCCUAUAUGGUUUAUUACAGAGUACUCGUCAAACUCUGCCCUGGCAAAUACUAGUGUUGCAAGCACCACUGUCUUGACAUCUACAUCAGGGCUCUUUACACUUUUCUUUGGAGCUCUUCUUGGUCAGGACACCGUAAAUAUCACAAAGGUUGUUGCUGUUUUUAUUAGCAUGGCUGGUGUUGCCAUGACCACGGUUGGAAAAACUUGGGCACCUGAUGAAAUGCUGAGCGCCUCUGAGAGUAGAAAGCACUCCAUCAUAGGAGACAUUUUUGGUCUUCUGUCAGCUGUAUCUUAUGGCUUAUUUACAGUGUUGCUCAAGAGAUCUGCUGGAUCAGAAGGAGACAAGGCUGAUGUGCAAAAAUUCUUUGGUUAUAUUGGUCUCUUCACUCUUCUUGGCUUUUGGUGGCUUGCUUGGCCACUUAAUGCUGUGGGGAUUGAACCCCAGUUCAAGUUGCCGCAUUCAACAUCCAUUGGAGAAGUCGUGCUGUUAAAUGGCUUCGUGGGCAGUGUUCUUUCAGAUUAUUUUUGGGCCCUUUCCGUUGUCUGGACUACUCCAUUAGUUGCAACGCUGGGGAUGUCGUUGACAAUACCCCUGGCAAUGAUAGCUGACAUGAUGAUCCAUGGACGUCGGUACUCUGCUGUCUACAUCUUUGGAUGCAUCGAGGUUUUUGCAGGAUUUGUUAUAGCCAACCUUUCAGAUAAGUUUUCACCAAAGGCAGAAAGCUCGUAUUCUAACUGAACCCAUGUAUCAAAAAGUUAACAGAAACAGAUAUGAAAUAGAAGCGAUGUUUUGUAUUGUGUAAAUUCUCAGUGAUGGGAAAAUGUUGAACCCCCUAACUCUUGUUGUAUCGCCAUGUUAACUCACAAAAUAUGGAAUAUAAGUAGUGCAGUAAUCCGAAUGAGGCCAUUCUUCCAUUGGUUC